CCGGAUCUGGAUUUUUAGAAUGCCUGAAAUGCAAUUAUCUUGGCAGCCGGGGUUCUCGUUGUCCAGAAAGCCUGUCAGAAGGUCGAGAGCAUCUAGGGCCAGUGUCACGUUGGGCAGACGGCAGCAGUUCGAGUUUAUUGUCGAGCGUCCGGUUCUGGACCACGGAAUAGGAUCCACAGAAUCAGGGGUUGCAUUUGAGUCAUAUCGUCGCGGCGAGGAAAUUUCGCAAUCUGACCGCACCGGGCUGCAGCGUGGCCGCUAUUCGACGAACCAAUCUUCUUCACCGGGCGAAGAUGACUCUCGAGAGUCUCUGCUAGUAGACGAUAACUGGCAAAUUAAUGUAACAGGCCAUCAAUUGAGUGUCACCGACAACUGCAAAUUUUCCGAUCUCCACACAAUUGACGAAACAGAACUCCAACUUACCCUGAAUCCAUUCUAUGAGAAUACAGCUUCCCCUUCCUUCCCACCGAGCAUAGUCUACCAUGACCUCUACCAACGCUUCCACCCAGUCCUCAAAAGAUAUAACGAAGAAUUUUGCAGAAUCCCAUUAACAGCCGAUCUGGGAGUGAACCCGUUCCGGUACCGGGCACGCCGCGCUCCGGAGCCCAUGUUUCUGGUUCACGCCGUGAUGGCUUUGGCAGGUCAUCAUGUCGAGAGUACAUCAACCCAAGGGCAUCGUCAUGCGGCUAUUCAGCUGCUCCGCGAAGGUAUCGACAUGAACACCAACUUGGAGCAUGGCUACUCUAUACUUGAUGCAAUAAUCAUCUUGUUUUCGUUGGAUGAAACUCAGUCAGCCCUCGGGCAUUGGCGCACUCAUCUUCUCGGUGCAUACGGACUUCUGGAAGCAUGUGGGGGCAUCAACACAUGGAUCACCUCCGCUCGGACACAGGUACAAAUCGGGAUACUGCUUUGGUGGGACGCAAUAACCAGUCUCGUCAACCGAGAAGACUGCAUCUUCCCACACCCCUACUUCGAAACUCUUCUAUCGAACUACACUGGCAAAGAGUGGGACUUUUUCAGCCUCUGCGGAUGUCCCCUCCGCCUCGUGGAGGUAGUGAUGAAACUAUCGCGACUAAGCGCAGAAAAACGACAAUCAUCCUCAAUGCAACACGUCAUCUUCGACACCACCGUGCUAUCAGGAAUCGAGCAUACACUCGAAUCCUGGCACCACAUCUCCCCCGCAACCGCCUUCCAAGACGAAGAAAGCAUGCAACAAGACCAAGACAGGAUGCACUGCUCCGAGGCAUGGAGAAACGGACUUCUCCUCUACCUCUACCGAGUCUUCCACUGGAAACCCGGACACCGCGUCCCAGUGAGUAUUAUAUACCGCGCGAGGGUUAUCAUGGACCAUGUGGUCGCCUGCCGUGAUGAAAGCAUGGUAUCUCGUCAAGCCUUGCUGCCGCUCUUCUUUGCGGGGUGCGAAUUGCAGGACCCCGAGUCGCGGAGGAAGAUUCUGAAACUCUGUUCCGAGUGGAGUGAUAAGACGAGGUACCGUAUGUUUGGCACUACCAUUCCCCUGCUGGGGGAGGUAUGGGCUGAGCAGAGCUCAAGGGGGAUUGAGAAUGUGUGGUGGGGAGAGGUGGUUGAUAGACAGCGUGUGGGGGAUGAUACUUCACCUCUGAGGAUGCGGAUUUGUUUUGGUUAG
Messenger RNA from Aspergillus heteromorphus CBS 117.55, 1645 nucleotides. RefSeq lists its product as uncharacterized. Gene Ontology annotation, molecular function: DNA-binding transcription factor activity; transcription cis-regulatory region binding. The record is from RefSeq and is a predicted model, not a curated record. Gene Ontology annotation, cellular component: nucleus. The coding region runs from base 20 to 1645 and encodes 541 amino acids. Gene Ontology annotation, biological process: positive regulation of transcription by RNA polymerase II. The transcript is spliced from 5 exons. Lineage: Eukaryota; Fungi; Ascomycota; Eurotiomycetes; Eurotiales; Aspergillaceae.